This is a messenger RNA of Pelagomonas calceolata, 1771 nucleotides long. Lineage: Eukaryota; Pelagophyceae; Pelagomonadales; Pelagomonadaceae. The record is from the annotation of a GenBank genome assembly.
AUAACUACGAGGCGUCGCAAAUACUACCUGUAAGCCCGUUCUAAAACGAGCAGGCGAAGGCCCGGAGGAUCACUCGGCAGCCCAGCAUCGGCGCUACAGCUUCGGUAGCUUCCCUGCUGCCCGCCGUCGCCGUGCAAGCAGCUUUUCGGCUGCACACCAAAAACUGCCAAAAUCCGAGGGCGCGACGCGGCCCGAGGCUUCGAAAAGCCGUCGACAGGACUGCUAUAAGUCUCUGAACUUCGCUGCACGCCGUCGCCGACGCGCGGACGCGAUCCAAGGAAAAGCAGAGACGGCGAUGCAGAACGCCGCCUACCCGCCGCAGUAUAAUGCGGGGGCCCAGCCCGUGCCCAUGCCUGAACAGGUGGGCUACUACGCCGCGCCGGCGAUGCUCGGCGGCCCCGUGCCCGGGAGACCGUCCUACGUCCUGCCACAAGCACCUUCCGUAGGAAGCUGGCCCCUGCCACCUGCUACAACCCAAAUGGUCCCCGGCAUGGCGCCGCCGCCCGCUCCAGCAAACGAAGAGCCGACGAAGGUCGUGCGAGCGAAGGGCGUGGCACGAGCGCGCUGGAACCGCGACGAGGAGGAACGGCUCAAAAAACUCGUCGGGGAGCACGGCGCGAAGCGCUCCUGGCAGAAGAUCUCCGAGAAGCUCGGGAGCGGCCGCACGGCGUCGGGCGUCGAGCAGCACUGGCAGGUCAUGACGGGCCAGCGGCAGCGGAACGGCGCUACGGUUCCCAAGGAGAACCAGGCGCAGCAUCCCAACGCUCUACUUGCUGUAGGACAGAAAGAUGGUCAGCAGACCGAAAGAAGGACCUCUGCGAGGUGGACGCAGGACGAAGAAAACAGGUUGCGAGAAGCUGUUUCUGAAUUGGGCAAGGGCAAGUGGACCCUGGUCGCUGACAGAUUGGGCACUGGAAGGUCACCGUCGGCCGUGGAGCAGCACUGGCAGAUCGUGACUGGCCAAAGAAAGUCGAAGGGAAGGCACGCUGCCGCUCAUCUACAGCAUCGCGCGCGGACGAUGGGCGCGUCGGCGCCGGGCGCGCAAGCAUUUGUCUUGGCGGGUGGCUCCGUGACACCACACUUACCGGGUCUAGCGCCACCGGGCGAGCAGCCGAGAGAAAAAGGUGGCGCUCGGUGGACGCCCGACGAAGAGCACGAGCUCAAACGACUCAUCGAGGAGGUGGGUGCGAAGGGCCAGUGGAGGGUGAUUGCUGAUAGACUACGAAGCGGUAGAUCUCCAGGAGCGGUAGAACAACAUUGGCAGAUCAUGACCGGGGGCCGGAAAGGGAGUAGUGCGACGCGGCUCGCCCAGCAACGACUUGAGGUCGACGACGGCGACGGCGACUUGAAGCGGUCUCGGGCGACGAAGACGCGCGCGGUCGCUCAUAGGUGGACUCCUCAAGAAGAAGCGCAAUUAUCAGCUUUAGUGGAAGAAUUGGGUCCUCGCGGCAAGUGGGGCCAGAUCGCCGAGAAGUUGGCUUCCGGUCGCACGUCGUCCGGCGUCGAGCAGCACUGGAAGAUCAUGCACGGCGCGCACCACGGCGCCAAGAAGGCGCGCCUCGCGCCGGCGGCGCCGCCGACCUUGGUCGCCGCGGCGGCGCCUCCACCUAGUAUGCUGGGCCAGGCGCGGCCCAUUUCGCACGGCCAGGUGCCGGGCCAGUGGGUGCCGGGCCUGCCGGGCCAGCCGUACCAGUACCAGGUGGUGACGGACGCGGACGGGCGGCCCGUCCAGGCCUCGGGGCAGAUGAUGUAAGGGAUUUCUUGACUCAAA